Lutzomyia longipalpis is the source of this 1966-nucleotide messenger RNA. RefSeq names its product phosphatidylinositol 3-kinase regulatory subunit gamma (gene Pi3K21B). The coding region runs from base 415 to 1881 and encodes 488 amino acids. The transcript has 3 exons. Gene Ontology annotation, molecular function: 1-phosphatidylinositol-3-kinase regulator activity. Gene Ontology annotation, cellular component: phosphatidylinositol 3-kinase complex. The record is from RefSeq and is a predicted model, not a curated record. Gene Ontology annotation, biological process: insulin receptor signaling pathway; phosphatidylinositol phosphate biosynthetic process. Lineage: Eukaryota; Metazoa; Arthropoda; Insecta; Diptera; Psychodidae.
CGUGCACUUUUAUUUCCUACUCCAUGGCUCUUUUAUGCAAAAAGAAGCUCAUUUUUACUUCUCAAUGGCUUCGUGUUUGCAGGAAAAAUUUUAUUUUGGUCUCUUUUCUUUUUGCAGAAAGACGAAACACAAUCGCCCCCAUGCGGAUGGUAGAUGAAGUGAAACAUGGCCUAAAUUCGGCACGACCGACGCAUUCACGAAGGUAGACCGAUGUUGGCAAAAGUCGAAGUAGCUCGAUGAGAAAAAAGUGGAUGUUUGCAAUUUUCCUGCUGAAAUCCUUGUGAAAAAGUGCUGAAAAGUGUGCAAAAAUGACGUGGAGGAGCUGUAGAACAUGAUGGAAAUGAUCCACUGAGGCAGACGUGGAAGAACUCGAGACGGUAAGAGUGUCGUCCCGUAGGCGAAGGUGUGAAAAGUAUGGACCCAUCGCACCCUUUUAAGGACAAUACGAGCUGUGAUAGACCAGCCCUACCACCACGGCUCGGUUCCAGAUCCACCCUAACAGCGGUACCUCCGGCUCCUGUGCCACCACCCGCACCACCACCCACCACCACCACCGAUGACUACUACGGCGUGACAGUACCCGCAGAGCCGCCAGCUGUGCCGCAAAAGGGCGAAAAGGGUCCCAGUGGGGAUUUCACGGGUGCCACAGUUGCCCUACAGAAUGCCGAAUGGUACUGGGGGAAGAUAACGCGUGAUGAGGUGAAGGAGCGCCUCAAGGAUAUGCCGGAUGGGUCGUUCCUCAUUCGUGAUGCAUCGAGUCAAAAGGGCGAGUAUACGCUCACCAUACGAAAAGAUGGUAGUGAUAAGUUGAUUAAAAUUGGGCACCGUAAUGGCAAAUAUGGCUUCACGGAACCCUAUACAUUCUCAUCUGUGGUGGAGUUGGUCAAUUACUUUCGCAAAGAGUCUCUCAAGCAGUACAACAAUGUGCUGGAUAUAAAGUUGCAGUACCCAAUAUCGCGGUAUAAUCAAGAGGAGGACACCACGGGGGUGGCAAAUGAGAGUGAUGUGAAUAAAUUGGUGGAACAAUUUCUCGAGGUGCACGAUAAGUAUCUGAAAAAGUCACAAAAAUACAAUGAUAUGCACGAUUCGUACCAACGGAUGGAGAUUGAGAUAGAUUUUAAGCGACAAGCACUUGAGGCAUUCCACGAGGCGAUAUCCAUGUUUGAGGAUCAGAUAAAGUUGCAGGAAAAGCUGAAAACCCAAGCGCAGCCGCAUGAGAUAAAGAGUCUCAAUGAAAACUAUGACAUUCUCAAUCAGCGACUUGGUGCCCUCAAUGAGAGCAAGGAGAAACUCGAGAAUGAUAUUGCGAUGCAGAACAAGGAAUUCCAAGCAUUCGAACGCGAUAUCAACUACCUCAAGCCGGAGGUGCUCAAUUUGUCGCGACAGAAGGAGAAACUCCAUGGAUGGCUCCUUCAGCAUGGUCUAACGCAUGAGCAUAUUAAUCAGAUAAUGGAGGAUGGCAUACGAUCGUGGGCAAAUUUGAAUAAUAUCCAAAUGACCCAUUAUGACGAAUCAACGUGGUUCUUGCCCAAUUGCAGUCGUUUGGAUGCUGAGCAACUUCUCACGGGCACGCAGACGGGUACGUUCCUCAUACGGCCGCGCAGUGCUGGGCACUAUGCGUUGUCAAUUUCCAACAAUGGCAUCCCAAAUCACUGUAUCAUCUACCAAACGGACCGGGGGUAUGGAUUUGCAGAGCCAUACAAUGUUUACAGCACAUUGAAGGCUCUUGUCCUUCACUAUGCUCACAAUUCACUCGAGGAGCACAAUGACUCCCUCCUGACGACACUCAAGUACCCAGUCUAUGGGCCCAAUGUUAUUGUGCCAACAACGACGGCAGCAAUUAAAGAUGAUCAACGACAAGCCAGUGGUGGAGAGUGUUAGUGAUUUCACUGUUUUUUUGUGUCUCUGUGCGUGUGUGUAUGUGUCUCCUCCUCCGCUGAAAAAAAUACAAUAUAUAAGAAAAACA